AAUGAAGCCGGCUCCGCUUCUUGAUUUUGGUCGCACCGCUCAUUCGUUUUCAAUUGAUUUUGUUCUUUCGCGGUGUCAAGUACCUUUUUCUCCAUUGUAGUAAAUUUCAUAGCAAGUGUCUCAGUUUUUCAAGUGAUUUUUUUCUUGUCAAGAUAAACUCCAAAGUUUGAAACAAAAGAUAUCCAAGUGCUGCAAUGGCUUACCGCAACAACAACCGUCGUAACGGAGGUGGUGGUGGCGGUGGUGGCAAUUUCGGCAACAACUACGGUGCUGGCCGAAUCAAUCCUUGGGACACGGGUGUGGGAGGGGGCCGAAAUGACGCUAUCACAUUAGCAAACAGUUUAAUUAAUAAUUUACUCCGCAAUCAAAACUCCAAUCAGGUUCCGCCGUCACUCCUGGACGGUGUUCAAUCGUCCCGAUUUGACGAUAUGAAUGGAUUCAACUUCAUACGGAAUCGGUACGGCAAAAACCGUAAUACUAACGGCCCCUAUAAAGGUGGCAUUCGUAAACCGGAUGCAUUCACCCGUUCCAAGAAUGUUCUGGCCAAAAAUUCCCAUAAUAAAAACAAAGAUAAAGAUGCUAACAAUUCGAGCAAGAAAGAGAGCAACAAGCAGGGAGCAAACAAAAAAGGUGGUAAUUCGAGCAGUGCCGGCAGUAGCAAGCAGCAGCAGCAGACCAAAACGUCGCCGUACGCCGAUGUCUCGAAUGAGUACUUGUACUGUCACAUGUGUGACAAGCAUAUGUACGAUGCAACUUCGUUCGAAAAUCACAUUACUGGUCGUACCCAUCGGGUCAUGAAGGAAAGUAUCGAGGAAAGUUAUCGCAUGCGAGCCACUCUGUUGCGUCAGGAAGCCCGGAUUGCCGAACAGUUGAAAACGAUCGAAAUUGAUCGACUGAAGCGCAUGGGCAAGGCCAAGAACUACUCCAAGAUGCGUGAGUACUGCCCAAUGUGUGAGCUCUUUUUCUACGGUCACAUUAUCGCACAUCGACGCUCAGAGAAGCAUCUGGAUUUGAAAAAAUUCUUACAUCCUAAGUGUGAUGACUGCGAGCUUGAGUUCCAUAACCGCACUGAACACGAUGACCAUCUACUGUCUGUGGUUCAUAUGAAGAACUGCAAGACUAAACCAAGCCGACUUGACAUCGAGAAAAAAGCAAAACAAUUGGUUAUCUCCACUGCUAAUGAUGAAUUGCUAGACAUUCGUGAAGAAACGGCCCCGAAAAAUAAAAAGAAGGAUAAAGAGGCUGCCUCUUCGGCAGCGAAAAAAACCGAAACAAAAUCGGCAACUGCAACCGGAUCUGGCGAGAACGGCGAACAAGCGAAACCAGACACGGAUGGGGCUGCCGAGAAACCGGCCGCGGAAGAAGGAGCAGCGGCCGAGGAAUCCAAAAUGGAGGAAGACAUCCCGGAAGACGAAGUCGCCAAGGAUGAAGAAAGCGCUGACUGCAUCUUGGAUUAUAAGCCGGGUGAUGAGAUCGCGCCGGAGAUCGACAACAAAUUACCGCGGUACAACAAAAACCGUGCGCUUGGUUUAAGCCUGAUCGGUAAACUUGAAUGUCACGAGUGUCGCAUUUGUCACAAGUACUUCGAUACCGAUGCUACAGGCGAAAUUCACGCCCGCACGCAUUCGCAUUAUCGCGCGUUUAUUCGUUUCUUGAACGAAAAGGCUAUGGAAGUGCGCAUUUCUCAGAAGCGCGCCGCCGUCGCAAUGGAAGAGGCUGAGGCCGCUAAGAAGCAAAAGUUGGCUGAAGAAAAGAAAUCGGAGGAGAAUGGUGACGGCGAGAAAAAGGAUUCCGAGCUAUACGACCCGUCUGAGGCCACAGGUGAAGAAUCUGGCGACGCAAGUAUGGCUGACGACAGCAAGAGCGAGGAUGCUAACGGUUUGAGCGAAUCUCACCUGGAGCCAAUGGAGACGGAGAAUGCUGAGGCAAACAAGGGUGAAGCGGCUGCAUCUGCGGAUGACAAGUCCACCGCUUCUUCUUCCGCUGAGGCCGCCAGCAAGACUGACGAUUCCUCCAAGGAAGAACCCAAGCCUGAGAAGGAGGAGGAGAAAACUCCCGCCAAGAAUAGUCGACGGGGACGGGGCAACCGUUCCGGUCGCUACGGUGGACGCUACUAAAAUAUACAAAAAAAACAAAAACUUUAAACUCAGAUUCAUCCCCAAAUUUCUGCUUACAAAACUGAACCGAAUACGGUUUUCGUGCAAAUCUUUCAGAAACUACUCUGAAUAGUGCGAUGGGACAAAACAUACAACUAGUUAUAUUUUCAUGAUAUCAAACUUUACUAUUUCAUCAUAUAUUAACGGUUGUAAUGCUGCAACCCAAAACCGGAAGGUUUUACAGAUUUGAUUAAUAAUCUAUUUAACAAACAUGUCGUGUUAUGUAAUUAUGUUUACUUAUAUUCUUUCAAUGUAUUCCUACAUAUGAUGCAGCAUGACAUUUUUAUUUUGUAUUUUUUUCAUACUAAUUUGUUCAAUUCGCUGUAACGCAAUUUGCAAAAGAAACAUGCACAACUAUAGAAAAAAAUAAAUAAAAAAAAGCGUUAAUCGAAACGAAUUCUAUGAUAAUCGCCACCUAAAAUCGAAGCAGAAAACCAGAUAUUUCUAGCAAAUGUGCACUCGGUGGCUUCUGUGUCGUCCAGGUUUUCCGUACUAACCUGCACCGACAAAUACGCAAAAGUACACACCUUCGUGCAAACAUUCAAUUGCGAAGCGAUUCUUUUCGUCCUCGAUACUCCAGGAAGACGAGUGCACAUUUUCACGUAUUUAUUAGUAAUUUAUGGGUAAUUGUGUACGUUUAUGCUGUUCCGUCAGCUAGACACAACCAAUAUUUAAUGAAACAAGCAUAAUAUAUUCUCUCAAAUGUAAGCAAAUAAAGCAACUUUAAAAUUAAUCAUUAAAUUCUCGGUAUUGUUAAGUAAUCUAACUAAAACUAUAAAACCAACAUUCAAAUGUAAUUGUAUUUCACCAGAAAAAAAUGUAGUAGCAUUGUUGUGAGGCAAAUUGUAACCUCUGCAGAAAAAAAAUAAUUGCUUCUCUUUGUGUAGUUACAGCAUCAAAACACAAUAUUGUGCAUCAGAUUCAAUGAUUUUCUCUGAGCGUUUCGAGCAGGGAAUUAUUUUAUCACGUUGGACAAAAGCACGACCAGAUGAGCAAGAUUGUUAACGUACGUACUAACUCACAAACAUACACAUUGUUCAAGUUAUGCCAAUCUAGGACGCAGCCGCAGCUAUCACGAUCGCUGAAGCGCUUUUCGAUUCAGGUCUAUAACUUACUGUAGCCGAAAAUGCCGCAUACUGCGCAUUGUUUGUAGCAAUCCAAUUGUUGAGAUUCAGGAUGAAGUUUAGUAGCAUCAGUAUAAGUCGCAGAAACAGCGAGAACUCACUUGAUAAAAUGUACGUGGAGAAAGUUGUAUUCCAAGAUAAGGUAUUCGUUGCACGCUAAAGUGAAAUAAACCGAUAUGUUGCGACACGAGCGCAGAUAGAACAAAAGAAAAAAAAACUGACAUUAAAUACAAGCAUACAGAACAAAUACCCGAUGUAACUGAGCAUAAUUGUGAAGCUGAGAAUAUUCUUCUAGUGAUUGACAAAAAUAAAACCAAGCAAAAAUCUGAGUUUAAAACAAAAA
Molecule: messenger RNA, 3623 nt
Organism: Wyeomyia smithii (pitcher-plant mosquito)
Lineage: Eukaryota; Metazoa; Arthropoda; Insecta; Diptera; Culicidae
Gene: Pep
Product: zinc finger protein on ecdysone puffs
Exons: 6
Coding region: 195-2117 (640 amino acids)
Cellular component (GO): nucleus
Source: RefSeq, a predicted model, not a curated record